CUCAUUACCAGACCUCCAGCUGGCGCACGGUGGUAUCAGAAUGAAUCGUACCCUGUAGCCCAGAUGAGGAGAGUGUAUGCAUAUAGGCAGCGAAAAAAGCUUUGUGCAGUAUUCGUGGACUGUUAAAGCAGUGCCGCGUUUUGAUCACAUGCUGACCACUCCUUAAGGAUCAUUUAAAAAAGAAAAAACAAUGUGACACAUGACUAACCUGUGACCUCAUCACAGGACGGGUUAUCUAAGAUGGCGGACGGUAAGAUCGAACGAACUUGCGCAAAUCCCUCUAAUGAAGAGAAAAUGAAAAAAUUAUUCGAUCCUACUGAAUAUCAACACACAAGAUACAAUCCUCUUCGCGAUGAUUGGAUUCUCGUUUCUCCGCACCGAAUGAAAAGACCGUGGAAAGGUCAAGUUGAAAAACCUCAAGAGGAGGAGAUUCCUCGCUGGGACCCCAAGAAUCCAUUAUGUCCAGGAACAGUACGUGCCAGUGGCAAGGAAAAUCCAGACUAUGACAAGACCUAUGUGUUUGAAAAUGACUUCCCUGCCCUGCUACAAGAGGAAGCACCUUCACCAGGUCCUUCUACUCAUCCCUUACUGAAAUGUGAACCAGCUCAAGGAACAUGUAGAGUGAUGUGCUUCCAUCCAUGGUCUGAUCUCACUCUUCCUCUUAUGUCUAUUGACGAAAUCUUGGAAGUCAUAAGAGAAUGGAUGAGACAGUACCAGGAAUUGAGUAAAAGCUACCGCUGGGUUCAGAUAUUUGAGAACAAAGGUGCUGUUAUGGGAUGUUCUAACCCUCAUCCUCAUUGCCAGAUCUGGGCAAGUUCCUUUCUACCAAAUGAAGCAGCAAUAGAGCAUCUGACACAACAAGAAUAUCAAGAGAAACAUAAAGUUCCAAUGCUAGUUGAGUAUGCUAGACUGGAAGCAGAACAGAAGGUCCGUAUUGUUGUGGAAAAUAGAGACUGGAUUGUAGUGGUACCUUAUUGGGCAACUUGGCCUUAUGAAGUUCUGCUUCUUCCAAGAAGACAUGUUCAAAGAUUAUCAGAUCUCACAGAAGAGGAGCAGAAAAAUCUUGCAGAUGUAAUGAAGAGACUACUGACUAAAUAUGACAAUCUUUUUGAAGUUUCUUUCCCUUACUCAAUGGGUUGGCAUGGUGCACCAACCGGUAAACAGGACACAGACUGUAGUCACUGGCAGUUGCAUGCACAUUACUAUCCUCCUUUGCUCCGUUCUGCCACGGUCAAAAAAUUCAUGGUUGGCUAUGAAAUGUUAGCUCAGAGUCAAAGAGACCUGACUGCAGAGCAGGCAGCAGAAAAGCUUAGAAAUCUUUCUGAAGUUCAUUACAAGAAUAAAUGAUAUGUCAAGAGAAUCGUGAACAGAUUUAAAAUGAUUUGACCAAGGACCUGGUUCUCAGUUGAUACAAUCUAUUUUGGAUUCAUAAUAGAACCAAUCAGCAUAUUAGUCUUUUCUAAUCAUAAUUUAACGAAUAAAAGUGAUACUAACAGUUUACAAGAAACUUCCGAUGUAAUGAAGUUUCCUGGAGACUGAAGAGUUUUGCAUGAUCCUUUACUGUAAACCUAACUUUAGGAGUAGGGUUUUUUUUUUUUUAAUUUCAAUCCACUUUUAGGAUAAUCAAUUAGAAUUGUUUUUGGAUAGUCCAUUUAUUGAAUUUUUCUUGUUUAUGAAGGAAGUGCAUGGACUUUAAAUAAAAAAUGGAAAAAUGAA
Molecule: messenger RNA, 1716 nt
Organism: Stylophora pistillata
Lineage: Eukaryota; Metazoa; Cnidaria; Anthozoa; Scleractinia; Pocilloporidae
Product: galactose-1-phosphate uridylyltransferase
Biological process (GO): beta-D-galactose catabolic process via UDP-galactose, Leloir pathway
Cellular component (GO): cytoplasm
Molecular function (GO): UDP-glucose:hexose-1-phosphate uridylyltransferase activity; zinc ion binding
Source: RefSeq, a predicted model, not a curated record